AUGUCCUUCUCUGCAAUUAAAAAGACUAUAAAUAAAGCAAAUCAAUAUAUUAGUGAAUCUGUUGGAGCAGCAGAAGCAACUAAACUUGAUGAUGAAUUUAAUGAAAUGGAAAGGAAGGUCGACUUAACCAAUGAAUUGAUUACUCAAUUGGUUACUGGAACAAACGAAUAUUUACAACCUAAUCCAGCAAUAAGAGCAAGAAUAGCUACUCUCGGAGCAGUUUCAAAACUUAGAGGGUCAGCAAAAAGUCAGGCUUAUCCACAAACUGAGGGAAUGCUAGCUGAUACAAUGACUAAAUAUGGAAGAGGUUUAGGCUCCCAAUCUGAUUUUGGAAAGGCACUUUGUGAUGCUGCUGAUGCUUUUCGUCAAAUGGCAGAUAUAAAAUAUCAACUUGAAGAUACUGUUAAACACAAUUUUCUUGAUCCUAUUACUGACUUUCAAAAUAAUGAACUUAAAGAUUUUAAUGGUCACAGGAAUAAAUUAAAAGGACGACGUUUAGAUUAUGAUGCUAAAAAAAGGAAACAAACAAAGGAAGAUGACUUAAUUCAAGCUGAAGAAAAAUUGGAAGAGUCUAAACGUUUAACUGAGAAGGCAAUGUUCAACAUUUUGAAUAAUGAUGUUGAACAGAUUAGUCAAUUGACUGCACUGAUAGAUGCACAACUCAAUUUUCAUCAACAAACUGCAAAUAUUUUGGAAAAUCUCAAAUUACAACUUAAUUCAAGGUUAUAUUUUUUAAAUCAAAUAAAAAAAAUUAAAUUUAGAAUAAAUGAAACAAAUGAUCGACAACCUAGAGAACAUGUUCCUAGACCUGUACUUGAUAGAAAUAAAGGCUCGAGGACGGAUCUUAAUUCGUUAGUUUUUUUGAUAUCUUGA
Messenger RNA from Meloidogyne enterolobii, 873 nucleotides. The record is from the annotation of a GenBank genome assembly. Lineage: Eukaryota; Metazoa; Nematoda; Chromadorea; Rhabditida; Meloidogynidae.